CCGAAUCAGAGUCAUACCUGAUCUUUUAACCGCAACGUUUGCUAUACACCCACCCAACAGUACAAAAAGGAACGAACACUCUAUCCACCAUGGCAGGCAAGAAGGGAGCCGAUAACUCCAAGAAGGCAGCGGGAAAUGCCCGUAAAGCCGAAGCCGCUGCGGGCAAGAAGGCCGCUGAGGACUCGAAGCGCGAGGCUGAGGAGUCCAAGCAGUGGCAGAAGGGUGCAAAGGGAGGCAAUGCUAAGAAGGAAGACGCAGAAGCCAAGAAAGCCGAAGCCGCGCGCAAGAAAGCCGAACGUGACGCCCAACUGCAAGCCGAAGAAGCCUCCCAGCCCUCGAAGCCCAAGGGCGCGGGCGCCAAAUCCGCCGGCAAGAAGACCGCCGCGCCGUCGCGAGGCCUCGACCUGUCCCAGCUCGACGACGACGGGCGCAAGGGUGCUUCCCUCAACGCGACCGGUAUCGACAACGCGUUGGACGCGCUCUCCCUCACGAACAAGGACACCUCCAAGAUUGACCGACACCCGGAGCGGCGGUACAAGGCGGCCUACGCGGCUUACGAGGCGCGGCGCAUGCCCGAGAUCGAGCAGGAGAGCCCUGGUCUGCGGCGGAACCAGCGCAACGAGCUUUGCAGGAAGGAGUUUGAGAAGAGUGAUGAGAAUCCGUUCAACCAGGCGCAUGUUGCGUUCGAUGCGACCCGAGAGGAGAUUGCGGGUGUGCGCGACUCAGAGAGGAAGAAGGUCGAGGGCAGACUGGCUAAAUAAAUUUUUGUCUGUCCGUGUGUUCUAUACUGGUUUCGUCCUGGAUCCUGGGGCGUGGUCACUGGAGUGAGGGCUGAGAGCAGAUGCAUGUCUGGAUCGCGUUAAGUAUAUAUGUUCAUCUCCGUCCAUGUCUCUGGAAUUGGAUGCUUUGGGGACUAGUUCGCGACUGAGACGUCGUGUAUAUCAUUAUGGCCCUCUUGUCUAUACCUAUAUCUUCCAGAUCCAGGUCCAAACGAUGAGAGUAGGCUACUUGCCCUGUUAUAGGAUGUUUUAUAUCCAUUCAUUAUAACAUUUCAGACUCCCAUGUCAAGCUUAAGACUUCUAUAUCAG
Aspergillus campestris IBT 28561 is the source of this 1088-nucleotide messenger RNA. Its product is annotated as DUF1014 domain protein. Gene Ontology annotation, molecular function: transcription coactivator activity. NCBI's taxonomy places the organism in Eukaryota, Fungi, Ascomycota, Eurotiomycetes, Eurotiales, Aspergillaceae. Gene Ontology annotation, cellular component: nucleus. The transcript is spliced from 3 exons. The record is from RefSeq and is a predicted model, not a curated record. Gene Ontology annotation, biological process: transcription by RNA polymerase II. Bases 90 to 761 code for a protein of 223 amino acids.